AUGCGGCGGAUCACCUCCCAAGUAGCCUUGCUGCUGUCGGCACUCACUUUGCUCGGCUGCAUGCGCCCAUUUGGGCGGCCCUUCAGCGGCAUCUGGCUUCGGGCCAGCUCGUUGCCUGCGACUGGGCGCAGGCCAAGCAGAGUGAUCAGGAUGGCUUCCACUGGCCCUGCCGCAAGGAUGUCCGACGAAGAAAAGUUUUUCUUUGACUUGAACGGGUUCCUGCACGUUCGCGGAGCCCUUUCGAAAGACUUGAUCGACCGCAUGAAUGAAGCAAUCACUGCUCACUCCAACGAGAUCAAGGAGCGCGAGGACGGUGACCUUCGGAAUACCAGAUCCGGCAGCGCUCUAUCCGGCGAUGGACACACGGGGCGGCGCGACCUUGGUGGGAUGCUGGGCUGGCCAAAGCCUCACUGUCAGCCCUUCCGGGAAGUCCUUGCCCACCCGAAGCUGCUGCCUUACUUGGUGGAGCUUUGCGGGGCUGGCUACCGCAUGGACCACCUGCCUCUAGUUAUAACCUCCCACAAGGGAAGUGAAGGAUUCCACUUACAUGGUGGGCCACUGACGCAGGACGGCGCGUUCAACCCCACUCUCCAGUAUCGAUGCGUGAAUGGUCAGUUCUACAACUCUCUCCUCGGCAUGUCCGUCCAGCUUGUGGACCAUGGUCCAGGUGAUGGUGGCUUUUGUGUCAUCCGUGGGUCUCACAAGAGCAACUUCCCAGUACCAGACGAUUUCCUGCAUGGCGGCGGUGAAGAAGCCAAGGCGCACUUCUACCAGCCAGAGACACGUGCGGGUGAUGUCGUCUUCUUCUCAGAAGCAACUGUACACGGCGCAAUGGCCUGGACUGCAGAGCAUGAAAGGCGCAUUGCGUUGUACCGCUUUGCCCCGGCCACCGUAGCCUAUGGCCGCAGUUAUGCGCCACAGUGGCCGCAGGAGAUGCUGGAAGAUUUGACACCCGCCCAGCGGGCAGUACUGGAGCCGCCAUAUGCAGGACGACUCGACAGACCAGUGCUGCGGCCUGGCGUGGAAGAACCCGUCGUUGAGAGCCGGGCGGCAAAGAAGAAGAAGUUUGAUGAGGAGGUUUUCGGCACGAAGUACUUCUGA
Molecule: messenger RNA, 1101 nt
Organism: Symbiodinium sp. CCMP2592
Lineage: Eukaryota; Dinophyceae; Suessiales; Symbiodiniaceae
Source: the annotation of a GenBank genome assembly